GUGACGUAGUUCGUUAAUCCUCUUACUUUAAUUAGGCUGAAGCGGCAUUGAGCUUCUGUUAACCACGGAGGUCUCAUAAAUCAAUUUGAGUGCAAGAGAAGACAAACAAAGACUGUGGAGUGUGAAAUCAUUCUGAGGUGAGGUGGAGGUGUUUGUCUCCUGCAGGAUGCUGCUGCCUCGGCGGAUGCUGUGGGGCGCUGUGAUGCCUCAUAUCGCUCCGCGUCUGACCUACAGCACUGCAGCUCAGCAGCAGGUAAAGCCAAAAAAGACGUCGUUUGGCCCUUUGAGUGAUGAAGACCGGAUAUUCACCAACUUAUAUGGCCGGCAUGACUGGAGACUCAAGGGCUCACUGAAACGAGGAGACUGGUAUAAGACAAAGGAAAUCCUACUGAAGGGCACAGACUGGAUCCUGAAUGAGGUGAAAAUCUCAGGGCUCAGAGGCAGAGGAGGAGCAGGCUUCCCCACCGGCAUGAAGUGGAGCUUCAUGAACAAACCCAGCGAUGGCAGGCCUAAGUACCUGGUGGUGAAUGCUGAUGAGGGAGAGCCUGGGACAUGUAAAGACCGGGAGAUAAUGCGUCACGACCCCCACAAGCUGAUAGAAGGUUGCCUGAUCGCUGGGAGAGCCAUGGGGGCCCGCGCUGCGUACAUCUACAUCAGAGGAGAGUUUUACAACGAGUCUUCAAAUAUACAGGUGGCUAUCAAUGAGGCAUACAAAGCAGGGCUGAUAGGGAAGAACGCCUGUGGCUCUGGCUUUGACUUCGAUGUGUUUGUGACGCGAGGGGCAGGAGCCUACAUCUGCGGGGAAGAGACGGCCCUCAUCGAGUCUCUUGAGGGCAAACAAGGAAAACCCAGACUCAAGCCGCCAUUCCCUGCAGACAUAGGGGUGUUUGGAUGCCCGACAACAGUUGCCAACGUUGAGACGGUUGCUGUGGCGCCUGCAAUCUGUCGUCGAGGGGGAGCUUGGUUUGCCAGCUUUGGGAGGGAGAGGAACUCCGGAACGAAGCUGUUCAACAUUUCGGGUCACGUAAACACACCAUGCACGGUGGAGGAAGAGAUGUCUAUUCCUCUGAGGGAGCUAAUCGAGAGGCACGCAGGAGGAGUGAGGGGCGGCUGGGAUAAUCUAUUAGGAGUGAUCCCAGGGGGGUCUUCCACUCCCAUCAUCCCUCGCCAUGUGUGCAAUGAUGUUUUGAUGGAUUUUGAUGACCUGGUCCGUGCAGAGACUGCACUGGGAACCGCUGCCAUCAUAGUUAUGGAUAAAUCGACUGACGUGAUCCGAGCCAUCGCACGUUUGGUUGAGUUCUACAAACAUGAGAGCUGUGGCCAGUGCACCCCCUGCAGGGAGGGAGUGGACUGGAUGGACAGCAUAAUGUGGAGGUUUGUUCGAGGAGAUGCAGCAGCUUCAGAGAUUGAUAUGAUCUGGGAGCUCAGCAAGCAGAUCGAGGGACACACCAUCUGUGCCCUGGGGGACGGGGCUGCCUGGCCCGUGCAGGGUCUGAUCCGUCACUUCCGGCCGGUCAUGGAGAGCCGCAUCGCUCAGUAUAAUGAGAAAAACCCUCCGAGAGAGCCAGAUAUAGAGAUGAUUUAAAACUGGAGGUGUUUGUUUCAACCGUCAGUGUUUCAUAGCUCUAAUAAUACCAUUAUACAAUAUACAGCAGUUUAUUUUUUUAACAUAGUUUUAGAUAUGAAAAUACUUAAGUACUGAUUUAGGUUGUACUGCUUUAAAUGAUCUUUCUUCCACAUUUAAAUGUUCAUGUUUUCCAUGAAGAUAAAGUCUGUUUUUUUGUCAUUAGCAGCAAGCUCGUCACAUAAUCCACUUUUUAUUUUAAGUAGAACUGUUGACAAAUAAUCGUCAGAUGGGAGGUUUUGAUGAUGUAAAAAAAAAAAACCUUACAAAUUAACACAAAAUCAAACACAGCAAUAAAUUAAGUUUAUUUAUUUCAUAAAAUGAAAUCAAUUCAAUAGUUUUACUACAUAUUAGUCCGAUAUGAUCUGUACAAAAUCCCCAGAAAAGGAAGAGUUGGUGUCACUGACUUCAGGACAGGGAGUAAGGAAGGGGGGGGGACAAAGUACAAAAAGCUGUACUAGGGAUAAAAUGAAAAAGUGGUCAGUGUUGUCCAACAUCAUUGCCUUGUGAUAUUGUUUUGUAACAAAGAAACAAUUUCCAACACUUCACUUGGCAAUGGUUUCCAGACCAUUCUAAAGAAAACUGCAGGCAGAAUAUCGUUCAUCUGGCAAUCUAUAUACAGCCACAAAAUAGUUUGGAGUGUCCGUCCUGCAAAUGUUCCUCCUCAAACUAUAUGUGUGUGCUAACAAACAGUAAUCCAAAACAUUAGAAUGCCUAUUUAGAUCCGAGAACUAAACAAUGCUGCAACCAACACGUAGCUGUUAGGACUCAUCCUGUGGUGAGAGGUGGAAAAUCACUGUUUGAGUGAACAUCCUGUGAGACUCGGCACACAGCACUGAGGGACUUUUAGAUUCUUAGAUUCUUCCUGUUUUAGGGUGCCAUCCAGAAAGGCAUGGACUGCUGCUGUGGCUGUGCUUUAGCACGAGGGGGUGGUGGAGGAGGGCAGCGAUAGCCCUGUGUCCAGCCUGAGGAGGAGGUGGGGGGGGCUGCCCCAGGGUUACCUUGCCCUGAGGCUUUAGAGGCUGAGUGGUCCUCCUCUUCAUCAGAGGAGUCGCCGCUGUAUGCCACAAGACCAGUUUUCAAUCUCUUCACCGAGGGCUCUGAAAGAAGAAGAGAAAGCACGCAGAAGAGAGGAAGAGGCGGCACAUUUGGAGAGAAACAAAGAGGAACAUGGGGAGAGAAAAAAAACACAAAAAACAGCAGCGACAUGUUUCCAAUAGGACAGAUUUAAGUGAAUUAUUCCAAACACAUUUUGGGAGAAACAAAUAGUUAAUAGAUUUAAAUCAUAGUUUGUAAGCAGAGUAGAGGAGAGGGCAGUCAUUCGCCAUUGGUUGGUGGGGAGCGACAAUGUUAGGGCCGUCCAAUCGAGCGGCAGGAAAGUCGCAUGACGAGUCGUACCCCACCCCCAAUCAGAAUCCAGCAUCAUCCCAGAGAUACAUGGAAGAGAAGAAGAACACAGAGAAAAAGAGAAAAACACAAAAACAGGAGAGAUUCUUGUUAGUGAGGAAAGCAAAAAUAACUAUAGACAAACCCCGGACUGAUGAUGUCAUCAGAACGGGACGGCAAGGUUGACUCUGAUUUAUCAGACAAAGGAUUGUACAAUGCACAAAAGAUGUCGAGGUAUAGCUCCGCCUCACUAUCUGGAGAUUUCUAGUCACAGCAGCAGAAUCCUGCGAGGAUCCUAAGAAGCAUAAUGCCCAGUAAAGGCCGAGGGGGGGGGGAGUAUUUAUCUAAUCUGCCACAAACACUUCUUUAUAGAAAUACAAGCUAUUUUGGGCCAACUAAGUCUUUUUUAUACAUCUCCUUGGGCUUUAUGAAACAGCUACAGUUUACCUCUUCACUUAAGUAAAAGCACUGACGUGUAGUGGCCCCGGAGAGGAUUUACAGGAUUUACAUUUUACUCUUGCGGCCCUACAUUAAGGCUGUGAAUAGAUCCAGGCUGAGCUUAUAAAGGGCACAGUCCACAGUCAGGAGCUGUGGAUUUGGAUUUGGGCAGGGAUUUGUCAGUCCACAGGAUAAUGCCCUUACCCACGGGGCCUUGCGGUGCUCUUUUCUCCUCCAUCUUGGGUCUCACUCCAUUCACAGGCAGCAGAGGUGGAGGCAUUAGCUGCCGACUGCAGAACCAAAGAGAAAGGGGGUGAGUUAACCCCACUUACUGGAGCUUGCACAUUAUUUAUAUAAUCAAAAGAUACAACCAUUGCACUUUACUUGGCCAAUUCCAUUAUCUGAUUGUUUUGCCCAUUCACAUUUUUUUUCUUUUCAAGAACUAUAAUUGAUAGCAUUCACAAACACAUUAGCAACAUAUCUUUCACGGGACAUUUCAAUUCAAUCAUACUCUACACUUCUUCAUAAGGGCACCCAGUUACAGGACCUUACGGUUGUCAAAGCCUUGUUUUUAAAAAGGUCUUUCCAUGUCAAUGUGGACUUACAAGUGUUGAGGAACUUCCAAAGAGAUGACAUAAUUGUCUGUGCGAUAACAUAAAUGAUGUAUGAGAAUGUUUGGGUCUGAUCAGCAUUUCUUAAACAGAUGUAACAGAACUCCGUGUACCUGUCCCUCUCACUCGGUUGGCCAGAGGAACUCUGUGUUGCUGGUCCUGCGGUCUCUGGGCUGCCCACUGGGAAGCCUGCACCUAAAUUAGUCAUAUGAAUGGGUCCAUGCUAUGAGCAGAAAAACACACAGGCGCGAUUAGCACACAUCCUCCGCUAAACCCUGUCCUGACACUAACUAAUGUCUCAAUAAC
This is a messenger RNA of Eleginops maclovinus (Patagonian blennie), 4365 nucleotides long. RefSeq names its product NADH dehydrogenase [ubiquinone] flavoprotein 1, mitochondrial-like. Gene Ontology annotation, molecular function: NAD binding; FMN binding; 4 iron, 4 sulfur cluster binding. NCBI's taxonomy places the organism in Eukaryota, Metazoa, Chordata, Actinopteri, Perciformes, Eleginopidae. The transcript has 10 exons. Bases 167 to 1585 code for a protein of 472 amino acids. Gene Ontology annotation, biological process: mitochondrial electron transport, NADH to ubiquinone. The record is from RefSeq and is a predicted model, not a curated record.